Messenger RNA from Trichosurus vulpecula (common brushtail), 2389 nucleotides. Its product is annotated as transcription initiation factor TFIID subunit 7-like. The record is from RefSeq and is a predicted model, not a curated record. Gene Ontology annotation, biological process: transcription initiation at RNA polymerase II promoter; RNA polymerase II preinitiation complex assembly. Gene Ontology annotation, molecular function: RNA polymerase II general transcription initiation factor activity. The transcript is spliced from 3 exons. Lineage: Eukaryota; Metazoa; Chordata; Mammalia; Diprotodontia; Phalangeridae. Bases 483 to 1553 code for a protein of 356 amino acids. Gene Ontology annotation, cellular component: transcription factor TFIID complex.
GAAUGCCGAUCGUCGGUAGAUGCAUUAGGACUGGGUGUCGCGUCACGUGCUGACGCCGAGCUCAGGAAGGCGGAGCGUGCCGCUUGCCUGCGGAAGGGGUUGUGAGUAGAUAAGGCCAAUGUCAAGUCGCACGCUCCCCCCUAACUUCCGGUUGCUGAACCCUCACAUCUAGAGACGAAGAGGAGCGUUAGCGUUCUUCGUAUCUCCUGCUCGUUUGUUGUUAGCCAUUUUAGGGAGCUGGAAAGCACUUUCGUCAUCGUGUAAAAAGGGCCCUCAUUUUACAGGCCUGGAAACAGGUCUAAUAUACUGACCACAGCUGAUAUUUACAUAAUAUUUUAAGAUCGCAAAGUGCCCAACGUAUUUCCGUAUUUUAUAGGUGAAGACACUAAAGAGAGACUUAGCCAGGUUGUGACUUGCCUGGGUCCACCACAGAACUGAUUUUGAAUGAUACAGUUGUUUACGGUGAAGCAAGGUGAGAGGAAAUGACUGUUACAAAACAGAAGAUGAGCAAGAACAAAGAAGAUGCUCCCCAUGAGUUGGAAAGCCAGUUCAUAUUACGUCUACCUCCAGAUUAUGCUUCCACUGUGAGAAGGGCAAUACAGUCUGGAAGUGUCAAUCUGAAAGAUAAAUUGACCAUUGAAUUGCAUGCAGAUGGACGUCAUGGAAUUGUCCGGGUAGACCGAGCCCCUUUAGCUGCGAAGGUGGUAGACCUGCCCUGCGUUACUGAAUCCUUGAAAACUAUAGAUAAAAAAACCUUUUACAAGACAGCAGAUAUCUGCCAGAUGCUUGUGUGCAGUGAGGAUGGAGAUCUUUACCCACCUCCAGAAGAACCAGUUGCCAGUACUGAUCCAAAAGCAAGUAAGAAAAAAGAUAAGGACAGGGAGAGGAAAUUCAUCUGGAACCAUGGUAUUACUCUACCGCUAAAGAACGUCAGAAAGAGGAGAUUCCGUAAGACAGCCAAGAAGAAGUACAUUGAAUCGCCAGAUGUGGAAAAAGAAGUAAAGAGGCUUCUCAGUACAGAUGCAGAGGCUGUCAGUGCCCGAUGGGAGGUGAUUGCAGAAGAUGAAACAAAGGAAGCAGACAACCAGGUUUCCCUAGCAGGCCUAGAUAUUUCCUCUCCAGGAAUGAGUGGUCAUAAGCAGGGCCAUGGAUCUUCAGAACAUGAUGAGCUUCGGGAGAUAUUUAAUGAUAUUAGCAGCAGUAGUGAAGAGGAAGAUGAGAGAGAUCCUCAUGAUGAUGAAGAUAUAAACAUCCUUGACACUGAGGAAGACCUAGAGAGGCAACUACAAGACAAGCUUGAUGAAUCUGAUGAACAGCGCCAAGAAAACGAGAUGGUUGUGGGAAUUCAGAAGCAGAUUGAUAUAAUGAAAGGUAAACUUCAAGAAACUCAAGGGAGAGCAAAAAGACAGGAAGACCUUAUCAUCAAAGUAGAAAAUCUGGCACUCAAGACUCGUCUUCAGGCUGUGCUGGUUGAGCUCAAACAGCAGGAAGAACGAGAGAAACAACAGCUCAGUUCCUUGCAGGAACAGCUAGAAUCACUCCUGGAGAAAUAAGAGGCUCCUGCUUGCAAAUUCGCUAUUGUGCCAACAUUGGUAAAUGGCUCACAUUCCAUCCUUUGGGUUGAGGACAAUAUAGAUUGUUAAUACAGAAAUUUGACUAUUUACAUUUCAUCAUUUUUCUGUCGCGUAGUUUGAAUUCAUCCCAUUUCUCUGUAAUGGUGUUUAUUUUGCUAGAAUCUUACACACUAAUAAGUAGAAGGUGAUAGGUGAGAGAAGACUGGUUGUAGAAGAGUUUUGGGAUUAAUGAACUAAAUGGUUCAGCCCCUAUAAUUCCCACAUUUAUUCCAUUCUUUUCUUCCCAAUAUGAGAACUUACUAUCGCUUUGUGGUAAGAACCAAUUCAACUAUAAGGAGAUUUGAGGAUAGAUGCUGUAAAGCUUGUUUUGCAUAUAUUUUAGUUUCUCAACUGUUGUAGGUAACUCCUCUCAAUGUAGAGAAGAAAAUUAUAUAUAUACUGAUAGAUAACUGCCACAGAAAAUAAAAGUGGCAGCCAUUCUUGUCUAACAGAAGUAGUUUCCUACUGAGUAUUUGUCUCUCCAUUUUUUUACUUUGUUAAUGUUAAUAUUCAUGGGAUUAAUGAACAGUUAUUUCUAUGAUAUGUUGUAGACUCUUAUUAUAAGAGAGUGAUAGGCUGUUUGGCAACUGUUAAGGCUCCAUUUUGUAUCUCCCCUUCACAAUUGAUAAAAAUGUUAAUUCUUUUUUCUCGUAUUAUAUAUGUGUUUUUGUUUAACUCAGACUUACCUUGAAUUUAUUAUAAUAGGGUUCCAAGUUAAUUCUUCAUGCUGUGAUCCGGUUUUACCAGCUGUAUUAAAGAAUGAUUUGGCUCCCUAU